Messenger RNA from Cladophialophora psammophila CBS 110553, 1605 nucleotides. RefSeq lists its product as uncharacterized. Gene Ontology annotation, cellular component: membrane. The transcript has 3 exons. Gene Ontology annotation, biological process: transmembrane transport. Bases 1 to 1605 code for a protein of 534 amino acids. Gene Ontology annotation, molecular function: transmembrane transporter activity. The record is from RefSeq and is a predicted model, not a curated record. NCBI's taxonomy places the organism in Eukaryota, Fungi, Ascomycota, Eurotiomycetes, Chaetothyriales, Herpotrichiellaceae.
AUGUCCGAAAAAAUCACCGCCCCCUUCUUAAAACUCUACCGCCACCUCUUCCCCAAGGGCAGAAACGUCCAAAAUGAUACGGCCGAGAAAGCCAUCCCUCCUGAGAGUCUAAUUGUUGUUCUCCAAGAUAUUGGAAGAGUCGACGAAGUAAUUCGAAGGGAACUUCAAGACAUCAGUGAGGAGGAAAUACUGUCAAUAGCCAAGAGGAUCAAAAGACUACUCGACGUUUGCCUCGUGUCCAUGGCCUGGAUUAUGUUUGCUUUGAAUUCUUUCGACCGAAGCAGUCUUGGGAAUGCAAGAGUCAUGGGCUUGCAGAAGGAUUUGGACAUGAAUUCAAAUCAGUAUGGCCUCGCUAUGAUGCUGCUUUUUAUUGCAUAUGUCCUGGCACAAGUUCCUUCGAACUACUACCUGGCAAGGGGCCGCCCUUCAAUCUAUCUCCCAGUGGUGAUGGUCCUUUGGGGAUGUGUGUGCACGGCCACUGCUUUUGUGACGACCCCGUCACAACUAUAUGUGGUGCGUUUCUUUCUGGGUCUCUUGGAGGCGCCUUUCUGCGUCGGUUGCCUUUUCCUCAUCUCUUCCUGGUACACAAGGACCGAGCUUGGAUUACGCAGUGCCAUACUUCUGACGGCGCCGAUGAUGGCCAACGCCUUCUCUGGCCUUAUUGCUUUUGGUAUUUACGACACAAUCGACGGAGCACGGGGCCUCGAGGCGUGGCGUUGGUUGUUCAUUGUGGGCGGUGUUUGCACAGUUUUCGUUGCCUGCGUCGGCUUUUACGUCCUUCCAGAUUUUCCGUCCAACACCCGCUACCUCUCCGAGAAAGAGAUCGCAGUUGCUCAACUGCGAAUGAUUGCCAACGGUGUUCAGGAUGAUGAAAGCGAUUAUGGUCGUUGGCGCGGCCUCGUGAUGGCUGUAAGAUGCUGGCAAGUCUGGGUUUUCGCAGGGAUGUUCCUGCUUUUGGCGAUCGGUGCGUCGGUGCACAACUUCUUCCCCUCGGUCGUAAACACCCUUGGAUUUUCUCGGAAUACGACCCUGUGGAUGACGGCUCCUCCAUAUCUCAUUGGAGUUGUCGUCACCAUUGCCAACAGUCUGUGCGCCGACCGGCAUCGCAACGCUUGCCCUCACGUUGUUGCGCCGGCCGCACUAGCAAUGCUCGGUUUCUUACUCUUCUUGCUCGACCAGUCGUCCACACGAAGUGGCGUGUGGGUUCGCUACGCUGCUGCUUUUCUUAUGAUUGUAGGGGCACAUUCUGGGUAUCCGGUCGUUCUCUCGUGGGCGCAGAAGACGAUACGAGGUCCCAAAGAGAUGCGAGCCUGUGCUAUUGCCAUCAUCAAUACAUCCGGAAGUAUAUCACAGCUGUCCAUGGCGCUGAUUUACGUGUUUACAGAUCGCCACAUCCGAACUGUAUCCAAACCGAUGGGCACCGAGGUAUAUACCGUCGAUGUCCUUGAAUACCACUUGCGCGCUGGUAGCGAUUUUACUUGCGAUCUUCAUGCGCCAUCAAACCCGUGCCUCAAGCUCCGUUGCGACGCAAAAUCUGUCGGGUGUUUUGACGAGAUCAGCAACUGGAGGGCAAACCCACUGUUGAUUUCAUUCCCGGUCUUUUGA